This is a messenger RNA of Notodromas monacha, 2045 nucleotides long. Lineage: Eukaryota; Metazoa; Arthropoda; Ostracoda; Podocopida; Cyprididae. The record is from the annotation of a GenBank genome assembly.
AUGUCGCAAUGGUGGUCAGACCCGGAUCUGACCUCAUUUGGGGGAGGGUUGCGUAACCCUCGGCGCGUGACUCGGCAAGGCGGCACGCAGCAAAGGCGUGACACAGCAAGAGGCAAUGCAGCUGUUUGGAGCAAUGGACUCAACCACUCAUCAGUCAAGGACGCGUCCACUGAGGACAUGUCCACUUUCAAGUCUGGCAGUAGGGUCAACUGGCCACUAGUUGGUACGCGUCCAUACAAAGUUAAAAUGGGCCCAUCCUUGACAGGCUUCUUUCUGACGAUUGCUGUUGGCGCGCCGGCGAACGAGGGCUGUUCUGAGACCCAGAAAAAUGACUCAAGUGAAUCCAUCGGGUUCUGGCUGCUCAGGCAUGUCCAGAACGUCGACAUUCCUUUUGUUCCUGCUAUUGGCCCUCGCAUAUUCCUGCGUGACGAACUCGGUUUCAUAUUAUUCACUCCAGUGUCUGGCGGACAAGUUCUCCAAACUUGUCCACAAGUUCUGCAAAAUAUGUGGACAAGUUUGGAGAACUUCUCUGCCAGACACUGGCGUCAGAAAUGUGCAGAAAAGUUCUCCAGACUUGUCCACAAGACCCUGGUGCCAGUGACACUGUCCACUGAUCAACUGGGCAACGGCACAUGGUUCCUCAUCGUCAGCGUUAUUUUCCAACUGGCUGCCAGCAUCGGAUUUGCACUUGUGGCGAUUUGCGUGUUGAGAAUACUCGCUGAAAAUUUCCAGGACGACGUAAAAGGAACCAUGGUACUCGUGGCUGUCAGUCUUGGUACUGCGUACUUCGUUGGCCCUGCAGUGGCAGCUUUUAUGCACGCCAGUUCGGGGUUCAUGCUACCAAACGCUGUGCUGGGUUUGUUGACCCUCACGCUUGGCGCUUUUGUAUGGAGAGUCUUGAAAACCGUUGACACGCACACCUUGGCGCCAUCUGGAGGUUUGUGGAUCAUUGGCCUGAGCUGUCAAACGAAUGGGAGAGCCGCGGCUCUUGAUCCGAAGAUACCGAUAGUUAUGCGGAACAAAUUGACGUUUUUCCUUGCUCAUAACUCAGAUGACCCCUUUGAUGUCGACCCGCUGUUCUCGUCCCAGCUGAUGACGUUGGAUCUCUACUUGGUCGUAAUAUCGGCUGUCAUCUCCUUUUUCCAGAACAAUCUCGAGCCACAUCUCCGACCGAUGCUUACGGAUCACGGGAACGUGGGCUUGUUCUUCCUGAUCUCAGCCGCCACAUUUGUAUGCUUCGGCUUCUUUGUCAAGAAAUUAGUGGACACCACGGGCAGCAGGAACAGAGUGCUCAUCUGCGCUUUUGGAUUAGCUGUUCAAGCCAUCGGAUUCAUCCUCAUUGGUCCAGCUCCAAUGCUCGCCAUGAACAAAACGGUGUGGUUGAGCAUCGCAGCUGUUGUGCUCAUGGGUUUUGGAUUCGCAUUCUCGUUCAUUCCCACGUUCGCUCUGCUUUUCGACAUUGCCUUACCUGGAACCCGAACCAACAGCACUGCAGGCGGCGUUGAACGGGUGACGUAUGCGACAAGCAUUGCUGUUAUCUGGUUCGUGACGUUUUCAAUUGGAGAUUUUUUUGGAGCCAUUGUGGGUGGCUUUACAGUGGACACCUUCGGAUUCCCAGCCGCAUCCGUCACUGCAGCUUUGGUCCUGAUAUCAACGAGUGUGAUCCUGAGUGCCUUGAACUUUGCAAAUUGGGAACGGCGUCAAUCGUACGAGAACCUGGAAGCCGCCAUGGCUACAUCAGGGGACAAAUCAGAAGUCACCAUCAAAAAUAUUUAUCAAUCUACGUCUGCCGAUGACUUCUGGGUCGCUGCUUACACUGCAAGGCAAGUGUGAAUGAGCCACUCAAUCAAGGAACAAUUAUGAACGAAGAGCUUCUGCAGUCAUGAACUUUGCCUGCGGUCCUGUCGAACUUUCUGGUGGUGUGAGGUUGAUUCAGAUUUUGGUUGCCAAUGCGUUAUUCGCAAUUGCUUAUGGCUUUUUUUCGAAUACGACGAUGAUGAAGGUGGCUGGUCUGGGCAUGAGAAAUAAAGUGUUCUCACGGAGAC